This is a messenger RNA of Lucilia sericata (common green bottle fly), 1152 nucleotides long. Its product is annotated as queuosine salvage protein-like. The record is from RefSeq and is a predicted model, not a curated record. NCBI's taxonomy places the organism in Eukaryota, Metazoa, Arthropoda, Insecta, Diptera, Calliphoridae.
AUAUUUGUCGGCGCAGGGCUCUGUCUGCAACUCCAGCGGCAAAAUUUUUUUAACUGUUUUUUUUUACUCGAAAAAAUGUCUCAAAUUCCUUUAUUACCCCGAGAAUCUGGAGAAUUUAUAGUGAAAAAUGCAAAAUAUAUUAAAGUAAAACCAGAAGGCAUUGAGAAUCUUUGCCAAGAAAUAAUCAAAGGCAUACAAGACCAGCGCAUCAACGUAAACAAUUUUUCGCAACAUGAUUUGCAUCCAAAGCCCACAGAUGCUUAUGCUUUGGAAUGGAUAUUUGUGGUGGACACAUUGAAUUUUUGUUUCUGGACGCCCACUGAUUAUACCAAAUACAAGGUAAUGGGAUAUACCGGCUAUUUUGCUCUCUGUGCUGCCCUUAACCGAGCCAUGCAGGAAGGCUUGGAUAUAACAAAUGCUGAGUAUUAUAGUAAAAUUACCAUGGACACCGUUAAACAUAUAUUCCGUUCUGAUGAUGGAAACACUAUGGUGCCUUUGCUGGAAGAACGUUUAAAAUGUUUUCAUGAAGUUGGUCAGAGACUUUUGGAGAAGUGGCAGGGAAAAUUUGAAAAUGUGGUUAAAGCAGCCGAGGGAUCAGCUUUAAAUUUGUUAAAACUUAUCGUCCAGGAAUUCCCCUGCUUUAGGGAUGAAGCUGAUUUUUGUGGCCAACGUGUAGCUUUAUACAAACGAGCUCUUCUGGUAGGAGAUGUAUGGGCCUGUUUCAGGGGUGAAGGUUUGGGUGCAUUUAAAGAUUUAUACCAAAUCACCAUGUUUGCUGACUACCGUGUACCACAGGUGUUGGUACAUUUUGGUUCAUUGGAGUACAAUGAAGAAUUAAUGCAGCUAUUAAAAUCUGAUGAAUUGCUUAAGAAUGGUGAUCCCCGGGAAGUGGAAAUAAGAGGUGCUUCCAUUUACAUAGUCGAACAAGUUAAGGACAAGGUGUUACAAGUAUUAGAAGAAAAACAUCCCAAUAUAUCUAAAGAUCAUGUUAAUUCCAUACUAAUUGACCAUUUCCUUUGGGAUUACAGACGCCAAUAUGCCAAAGAAUUGGAAUAUAUACCAUUCCAUAAAGUGUUAAGUGUAUACUAUUAAGUUCUUAAAAGUUUUGUAAUAAAAAAAAAAAUAAAUUGUUUGCAAGUUUGUUUACAAAAA